Vigna radiata var. radiata (mung bean) is the source of this 860-nucleotide messenger RNA. RefSeq lists its product as uncharacterized. The transcript has a single exon. The record is from RefSeq and is a predicted model, not a curated record. NCBI's taxonomy places the organism in Eukaryota, Viridiplantae, Streptophyta, Magnoliopsida, Fabales, Fabaceae. The coding region runs from base 74 to 667 and encodes 197 amino acids.
UACAUUGAAAACAAGCCUUCUCUUGUACCCUUAGCUCUUAUCCUCUUUUUUCUUGCUAAAGAUUUUGAUCUUCAUGGAUCAGUUCCACAAAGUUUCUUCCUUCAGUUGUGAACUGAGAAUAAUACAAGCACAAAACGUUCAGUCCUUAAAGUCCACGAAAAACUUGUUUGUUAGGGUUUAUCUUCCUUCAGGGACCGACAAAAGAAUUCAACUCAGCACCAAAAAAGUUUCCUCAAAUAUGAAACAUGUACCCUUUUGGAACGAGUCCUUCAGCCUAGAUUGUUCAUGUCCCCAAGAGUUGUUGGAAAGCCUUAGGAAGGAAAGGGUUGUGUUGGAGCUGCGGCAAAGCAAGAUUUGGGGGUCGCAUGUGGUGGCAAAGGGUGAUAUUCCUUGGACGGAAAUCGUUGAAUCACCGAAGAUGGAGUUCAAGGAAUGGGUGAAGAUGGAUUUGAUGAGUGGAAGUGAUGAAGAUGAUGAUGCUGAUUUCAAGGCACCACAACUACAAGUAGAAAUUAAAGUAGUUGUGGAGAUGGAGAGUAAUAAGAGAAAGAGGUUGAACAAGAAAUGGGAUGAGUGUGGAUGCAAACAUGGCCAUGAUGUUUAUGCAUGCUGCAGUGCUGAAGAUUAUGAUAUAUUUGCUUUAGGUGCAGUUUUGGAAGCUUUUUGAGUUAGACAGAGAGGAAGAUGCUACAACGUGAAUUUUGUCUUUUCAUUUUCCAUUAGAAUUCAUUUUCUUAAUGUUGUAAUUGUACAUAGGUGGUCCUAAUGAUUUGUUUUAAUACUUGAACAACUAUGUAGUAAUUAAUUAAUUAAUUGAUUGAUGUGUGGUUAUUGCUGAAGAUUUUCCUGUAUAAUAUAUU